AUGCAGCUGUUUCGCCUCGGUCUACUGGUUGCUUCCUUCAUUGCCUCCGCUGGAGCACAAUCGACCUUUACUCCUGCUCGUCCCCCGGCUGCUCCUUUGGCUGUCAAGUCGCCGUACCUGAGCACUUGGCUGAAUAUUGGCAGCGAUGGUGGAGAUGGAGGCUACCUCGCCGGCGAAUGGCCCGUGUUUUGGGAGAACCAGAUCACCGGCUGGGCUGGUAUGAUCCGCGUCGACGGUCAGACUUACACCUGGAUGGGCCUGCCCGGCUCUACGACUGUCAACCAGACCGCAUUCGAGUACACGUCAACAAAGAGUAUCUACACCAUGAAUAUUCAGGACAAGGUGGAAAUGAACAUUACUUUCAUGUCGCCUAUCACGCCCACUGAUUACAAGCGCCAAUCCCUUGUCUUCUCGUACUUGAAUGUUGAAGUUUCUUCCUUGGACGGCAAGGGCCACAAUGUUCAAGUCUAUGCGGAUAUCUCUGCUGAAUGGGUGUCGGGAGAUCGCGAUACCAUUGCGCAGUGGGACUACGGUACUACUGGUAAUGUCGCGUACCACAAGGUGUACCGUCAGGUCCAAUUGGAGUUCUCCGAGAUCAACCAGCAGGGUGAGUGGGGCAACUGGUACUGGGCUACUGAUGACAACGACGACAUGACCUACCAGUCUGGUAGGGAUAUCGUUGUGCGUGGCCAGUUCGCUUCGAACGGUACCUUGUCCAACACGGUUGACACCGACUUCCGAGCUAUCAACGACGACUGGCCCGUCUUCGGCUUCUCGUCCGACCUGGGUACCGUCGACUCGUCUCCCGUCAGCACGCUCUUCUCGCUUGGCCUUACCCAAGAGGAGGCUGUUCAAUUCGAAGGUGCCUCUGCAUACGGUCCGGUGAAGUCUCUGUGGACGAGCUACUUCAAUUCUGAGCUUGAUGCUCUGUCUUUCUUCCACAACGACUUCGAAGACUCUGCCACCAUUUCCGGCGCGUUUGAUAGCCAGGUUGCCAAGGACUCCCUUGCUGUUGGUGGAGAUGACUACCUCACCCUCACCUCCCUCUCGGCCCGUCAGGCAAUCGGCGCUACCCAGUUGGCUGGCACCCAGGACAAGAUGUAUCUGUUCCUGAAGGAGAUCUCGUCCGAUGGCAACGUGAACACCGUUGAUGUCAUCUUCCCGGCUUAUCCCUUCUUCUUGUACUCCAACCCUGAGUUGCUCAAGCUGGUCAUGCGGCCGCUUUACGAAAACCAGGAGGCCGGCAAAUAUCCCAACAGCUGGGCCAUGCACGAUAUGGGCUCGUCUUAUCCCAACGCCACCGGUCACAACGACGGUAAUGACGAGAAGAUGCCCCUUGAGGAGUGCGGCAACAUGGUUAUCAUGACUCUGGCAUAUGCCCUGAAGGCUAGCGACGGCAACUACUUGGACGCUCACUACAACCUACUCAAGAAGUGGACAACUUACCUUGUCGACGAUGCCUUGUACCCUGCCAACCAGAUCUCUACUGAUGACUUUGCCGGAGCCCUGGCCAACCAAACCAACCUGGCUCUCAAGGGCAUGAUUGGUAUCCAGGCCAUGUCGGUCAUUGCCGACCUGACCGGCCACAGCGACGACGCUGCCAAUUAUUCCAGCAUUGCCCACGACUACAUUUCCAAGUGGCAGUCUCUGGGCGUCGCGAAGGACGCCAAUCCGCCCCAUGCCACCUUGUCCUAUGGGAAUGACAGCAGCCAUGGCCUCCUUUACAACCUCUAUGCGGACGCCCAGCUGGGUCUGGGCCUAGUGCCGGAUUCCGUCUACCAGAUGCAGAGCAACUUCUACCCGACCGUCGCCAACAAGUAUGGUGUUCCGCUGGAUACCCGCCACACUUACACCAAGCUUGACUGGCAAUGCUUCACGGCUGCCAUUGCCUCCUCCGACACCCGGGCCACCUUCUUCAAGGACUUGUCGCUCUGGGUCAACGAGACCCCAACCAACCGCCCCCUGACCGACUUGUACGACACCAUCUCCGGAAACUACCCCGGAAUUACCUUCGUUGCGCGCCCCGUCGUGGGCGGUACCUUCGCACCACUCCUGGUGACAUCCUAUUAA
Penicillium cinerascens is the source of this 2070-nucleotide messenger RNA. RefSeq names its product glutaminase GtaA (gene gta1). Lineage: Eukaryota; Fungi; Ascomycota; Eurotiomycetes; Eurotiales; Aspergillaceae. Bases 1 to 2070 code for a protein of 689 amino acids. The record is from RefSeq and is a predicted model, not a curated record. Gene Ontology annotation, biological process: carbohydrate metabolic process. The transcript has 6 exons.